AAUGGUAUCACGAGUAACUUCUUCGAGGCCGCGGCUACUGCUUCGACGCUCGGGACGGAUUUCCAAAUAGCUAACCUUAUGAGCUAUAACAUCUCCGCGGAAGCUAGCGGUUCCACAACUCGUUAUCUGAGCGGUUGGAAUCAGCAUGAUUACUACUAUUACGUCGGCGUCUCGGGGUAUCCCGUAUCACUUGAACGACUCAUGGAGCUGCAGAAAACAGAAGACCAAUUCGAAGCCUGGGUUGAACAGGUCAAGCAAGCGCAGCAAACUGGGUAUCCGUAUGCGUUACGAGAGAUGGGAGUCGUCGGUCCCAUAGGCCUCGCAGGGGUGACUGAUGUUUUUGGAACUGCCCUCUGGGCCUUGAAUUUCCUGCUGUACGCCUCUAGCUUUGGGAUCGCCUCAGUAGGACUACAUAUGACAGGCAACUCUAAUGCAAGUGCAUGGUUGCCGAUCCCUAUGUAUGGGCAACAACCACACGUCCGACCGCUAUACUACGGCAUAGCGGCAUUCGACCAAGUCAUCGGCCGCUUAUGCGCGGCACGAGUCUCCCAGUACCAGAUUCCUCUGUAUCCUCCAUCGUACGAUGGAUUCUUGCGGGCAUACGCCAUAUACCAACAAGAGCAACUGGCAUCUAUUGUCGUCGUCAACGGCAAGAUGGUCAACAGCUCGCAGGAUCACAAGGAUGGUAUUGCCGUGCAAUUGCAGUUACCACCUUCCACAGCGGGUCAGACCGUUUAUCUAUCGUACCUAACAAGCCCAGGGGCAGAAUCAACCGAGAAUACUACGUGGAACGGAAUCAGCUUCGAGCAGAAUGGGGACGGCACUCCUACACAAGUCUCAGACGACGAGCAUACGGUUGAUGUAGACGCUAAUGGCAUAGCUAACUUUAUGCUACGAGACUCAGAAGCUGUAGCCGCAAGUAUCGGCGGGAAGUUAAGCGGUGGUAUAGGAAAGCAAGAGUCAUCCAAAGCGGCUACCUGCUUGACAAUGCCCGGGAAAUCGCCAGGGGUCGGGAGUCCGGUCAGACCCACAUCUUCCGCCGGCACUAAUAGCGAAAACGACGACUCUAAAAAGUCUGGGACUACAAAGACUUAUACACUAACGAAACUCACGUCCGUAGGUCUCCUCCCGAUGAAUUUUUGGCUAAUCAUUAUAACUUUGAUGUUAUAAUUUAGUCUUGUCUAUUAUGCAUAUGAAUAGUGAACCAAUGGAGGAUGUUUUCGAUUUAUUCUAAAAUGAAAUUGCUAAAAGAAGGCUCAUCCCGUUAGUCCCGGCAAGGCAACACCAAGUAAACGGUCUCGUAUUAUAUACAUGCUAAUCAUAAAGCCCCUAUUAAUACCCUCCCAUAGCUCAAGCUUGUUGAAUAGGUGACCUUUGGU
Messenger RNA from Daldinia decipiens, 1379 nucleotides. RefSeq lists its product as uncharacterized. Bases 79 to 1170 code for a protein of 363 amino acids. The transcript has a single exon. The record is from RefSeq and is a predicted model, not a curated record. Lineage: Eukaryota; Fungi; Ascomycota; Sordariomycetes; Xylariales; Hypoxylaceae.